Molecule: messenger RNA, 4398 nt
Organism: Caenorhabditis remanei
Lineage: Eukaryota; Metazoa; Nematoda; Chromadorea; Rhabditida; Rhabditidae
Exons: 11
Coding region: 1-4398 (1465 amino acids)
Biological process (GO): ribosome-associated ubiquitin-dependent protein catabolic process; rescue of stalled cytosolic ribosome
Cellular component (GO): cytosol; RQC complex
Molecular function (GO): ubiquitin protein ligase activity; ribosomal large subunit binding
Source: RefSeq, a predicted model, not a curated record
AUGAGACUUCGAAGUGAAGAAAUACUUGGCAAUAUUGCGUUGGGACGAAAAAUGAGUAAGCAACAACGAAGAAAAAGAAAUGCGAAGAAUGCUAGCAGCGCUUCAGCCCACGGGUAUCUAUCUCAAGGAGGGGAGACUUUUGUUGGUUUGACACCUGAAAUGAAUAUUUUCGAGGUUGCCAGCAACAAUCGGUUACAUUAUGCUUCUGAAAUUGACGAUGAGACGAGAAUUGUGAUGAAGAAGUUGACGAAAAAGGAUUGUCAGACGAGAGAGAAGGGAUUAAAAGAGUUGAUGAAUCUGGUUACGACAGAGAAAGGAUCGAUAGAGAGCUCUUAUGAACACUUUUGUGGUCUUGUUCCACAAUUGAGCACGGACGGAAGUCCUUCUGUAAGACUGCUCACGAUGAAAAUGAUCUCGUUGUUUCUGAUUAAACUGAAAAAGUCAGCAAGUAAAGGAUUGAAGAAAAUCAUCCCAAUGGUGCUCUUUGCCAAAUCCGAUGUCACCAAUGGUGUCGCUGCUGCUGCGAAUGCAGUGAUUCGAGACGGAUUCGAUGCUGACAAGAAACAACAAGUCAUGCAACUAUUCGCCCCGAUUACUUUCGAUAUCGCAGCAAGCAUUGUUCAAGGAAAACAUGAUUUGGCGGCUCCGAUUGAAUAUGACGCUUCAGAAGAUAAAGAAGCACGGAAGUCAAGACUUGAGACUCAAUCUCUUCACGUUUUCCUAUCGUAUACCAAAGAAAUGGGAUCGGAAUCUAAUAUUUGGGAAGAAUAUGCAAAAAAGAUCUUUGAGAAUUCGGAUUAUAUCAGGAAAGCAUUCGCUGGAAAAAGAGAAACAUUGAAAGUUCAACUUCUGAAUCUUUGCUAUAAAUUCCAGAAUAAUGUUGAUAUAUUGCUGAGUAUUCCAUCAAUUAUUCCAUAUAUGCAAAAAAAUUUGGACGUUCAAACGAUCACUCCAGAAUGCGCAACUGCUUGGGAAGGAAUGAUUUUGUUGUUGUCAAACGAGAAGUUCCAAUCGGCAGUUUCAUUGCAAAAAGGAAUAUUCCCACGUUUUCUGAAUGUGAUUCGAAAGAAAGGAAAUCAUUGGAGAGUUCUCAAACACUAUCUCCUCCCCGCUAUUGUUACACUUCUCAAGGAAAUGAAGAACCCAGUUGACGAUCUGAAACCAUUGAAGUCAAUUAUGGAGAGCUUUGUUGAUAACUUGCCAUGGGACACAGAUGUUUCGUUGAAUGCAAUCCACUGUUGGUUCAACACAUUCUCUGACUUCGUUCGUUGGAUUCUCUCAAAUGACCGUGUCAAUCUGGAAAUCUGGGAGACUCUCAGCCCGUUGAUUAUCAAAAUUACGGAACAAUCUAUGAUGUUUGGAACUGCAGAAGCCACUGAAAGUGUUUCUGAACUUCUUCAUUGGAUUAUUGAGAGAAAGAUACUCGCCGAGACAGAUUUACAGAAGCUUUUGGAGUCGAUUGAAACAAAAAUAGCCGAAGUUGGAAAAGAGAAAAGUCGCCAUCUGAGAGAUUCAUUGACAGCUCCUGGAAAGAAUGUGGAAUUGUCAGGAUUGCAUGCAAAUCUCUUUUCAAGCCCAGAACUUGCUGAUUUUAAUAUCAUUAAAAAUCUUGCUCAAUCUGAAAAGAACUAUUUUGAUGCAACAAUCACCAAAAUCACAAGCUUUUCCGCCAUCGAGAACACCGAACAAUUCGAUUUGGCACAAGCUUCUGAUGUUGUUCAAUUGAUUUCUUUAAUUCUUGAUUCCAACUGUGAAAAUCUGAAGAUUAGCGUCAAGAAUGAUUAUGUUGGACGUCGACUCUUACUGAAAGGAGACUCAAAAAUAUGGGAAAACUUAUUGAAACAAGUUCCUGUCACAGUUUUCCAAGAGAUGAUCAAUUAUUGGCAUGAGAAAAGAAAUGGUAAAGCCAUAGCUGAAGCUGUGAGCUUUUUGAGAGAGAAAGGAAUCGAACUAGAUACGAAUCAAGCUGCUGAAAAUGUUGAUUUCCUCAUUUCUCUUCUACAAAAGUUGAAAUCCAGUGAUUCCAAUGGAGAUGAGAAAUCGAUUGUCUCGAAAUUAUUCGCUGCGAUUUUCGAGUCAGAUGAGGAACCGAAACUGGAACAUUAUCAAGGAAUGAAGGAAUAUUUGACAGCUGAUUUCAAUGCGGAUCACUUCUUCGAAAAGUUAUUUGCAAAUAGUGAGGAGAAUGAUAUUGAGAGGAUUCUGGAAAUUGCUUCUCGAUUUGAUAAACUUAUUGAGUUGUGUGAAGAUAAGACAAGAUCGAAGAUUGUUGAGAACUUGCUUCUUUCGAAAGGAAACUCUGACAUUAUGAUUGAGAGACUCAGCUUUUUGGAGUUGGAAGUUCUAACAUUCUCACAGUACGCUACGGUCAUCCCUGCUCUGCUCACUCGCCAUGUAGACCAUUUGGAUGAACAGGAAACCAAGAAACUCGUGACUGAAUUCUCGAGAAUCGCUCUCUUCAAUUUAUCAUCUCGCUAUCACACUGCAACACAUCAAGUAUUCGGAUGGCAAAUGAUCAGUGUGAUAUCAUGUGUAGAACAAAGAUAUUGCCUAUCGAAUCUCAACGAAGAGCUGAAGAAUAUGAGAGAAGAAAUCAGAAAGCGAGUCAAUCGAUCGGAUGAAGUUCAGAAUAGCUCAGGAAUCAGUGGUUUCUUUGCGGAUGGUUAUGAAUUGUCCAACGAAGAAGAAAAGAAAUAUUUACGCAGUCAAACGAGUGAAGAAUCACAAAAUGAAUCCCCACUUUCACCGAUUCAGUUCAUGGAGAAAGUGUUCAAAGGAACGGAAUCUGAGAAUGAGUUCCAGAUCUUCCAGUUUGAUACAUCCAACAACACCAACUGGCUUAUAAAUCUGAUAUACGCAAAGCGUUUCAUUCAAUGCGGUGGCGACAUUUUCUCUGCUGAAAACCUGGAACUUCGUGAUUUCUCUCUUUGUGGAAUUGUGACAGUGUUGGAUAACUCCACUGACAUCCUCACCACCUCUCCACACGCUUUCGAUGAGGAUCCACGAUUGGAAGCAUUAACUGCUCUCUACAUGGACCUCUACAUGGUUUUAACAGAGUCUAUCAAAAGUGGAAAUCAGACGAAGGAAACUGUUGAAGAGUGGGAAGAGUUCUAUGCGCCAACCAUCAAAAAUUACUUUGUUCGCAUGUUCCGAACGGUUCGAAAAGAUCAGCAGCCUACUCCUUUCGUCAGAACUCUGCUGAAAGCGUUGCUCUCCAUCUCGACAUUCCCAGCUGACGUCCCGAAUGAUAAUGUGACAGCGAGAGAAUUCGUUCCAGAACUCUCCGUUUUCAAGUACACUCCGUUUGAAGAAUCGUGUAUUUCUCAAGCUUUUGGUCUCUUCCAAUCGGGUAUUGAGCAUGUUCAACUCAUUGGAUACGCCGUGUCAAAAUUAUUAAUGCCGAUCAUGUUUAACACGGAAAACCACAAAGCACUAGAAGAAUCGGAUGAAGCAGAAGUGAAAGUGUCAAAUCGACCAAAACUUGCUCUUCCUGUAAUGCUCUCCAAAGCAUACCCAGUUGAUCAUAAUCAUCCACACGUUGGCCCAUUGCUACUCGAUCUCGCGUUGAUUCCGCUUGAAUCAUCUGAUAUCAUCAACUUCAGACAAGAACAAAGAGUAGCAUACUGUGAUGCUAUCGAUCCAUUCUUCAAGAAUGCGCUAAACGCGUUGAUGUUGGAUCAACCAUUCGAGUUCCAACAGAUGCCGAUCACUUGUAGAAUUCCAAAAUUGAAAGAACGAGAAUACUAUCUUCAAACGGAUUACACCGCUAGUCCAGUUUUCUUUGACAAAUUCGCCUCGAGACUUCUCUUCAAAUCCAUCACUCUGCUACCUGCAGCUGUUCGAUAUUUCCAUAAAGGAAUGCCCAAGAGCUACGUGUCAGUUUUUUAUGAAGUUGUCACAAAAUACGCCAGCCGCCUACUCGUUGAGAACGAACUUGCUAAAGUUAGCGAUGCGAAAUUCGAAGGAGAGAUGAAGGUUCGAACUGUGCCAGUUACUGGUCAAAUCAUUGCCGAAUAUAUUGUGGAGGAGACUAAAAUGAAGUUGACUAUCGAGUUGACCCCAGAUUACCCUCUCUCGGUACCGAAUAUGACUAUUGACAAAGCUAUCGUGAAGAAUGAUAAAGCGAAGAAGUGGCUUAUGCAGCUGAAUGCAUAUCUGUUCCAUCAGAAUGGAGCGAUUCUUGAAGGAAUUGAAAUGUGGAAACGAAAUGUGGAUAAGGGUGUUGAAGGAGUUGAGGAUUGUACGAUUUGUAUGAUGACAGUGCAUCAACAGACUCAUCAAUUACCUAAAGUUAGAUGCAAGCAAUGCAAGAAUAAGUUCCAUUCGAAUUGUUUGUACAAAUGGUUCGAGUCGAGCAAUCAGUCAAGCUGCCCGCUGUGCCGCAACAACUUCACUUAA